Molecule: messenger RNA, 991 nt
Organism: Bubalus bubalis (water buffalo)
Lineage: Eukaryota; Metazoa; Chordata; Mammalia; Artiodactyla; Bovidae
Product: poly(A) polymerase alpha-like
Exons: 1
Cellular component (GO): nucleus
Molecular function (GO): poly(A) RNA polymerase activity
Source: RefSeq, a predicted model, not a curated record
AUGCCUUUUCCAGUUACAACACAGGGAUCACAGCAAACACGGCCGCCACAGAAGCACUAUGGCAUUACUUCUCCCAUCAGCUUAGCAGCCCCCCAGGAGACUGACUGCCUGCUCACACAGAAGCUAGUUGAGACUCUGAAGCCCUUUGGGGUUUUUCAAGAGGAAGAGGAACUGCAGCGCAGGAUUUUAAUUUUGGGAAAAUUAAAUAACCUGGUAAAAGAGCGGAUACGAGAAAUCAGUGAAAGCAAGAAUCUUCCACAAUCUAUAACUGAAAAUGUUGGUGGGAAAAUUUUUACAUUUGGAUGUUAUAGAUUAGAAGUACAUACAAAAGGUGCUGAUAUUGAUGCAUUGUGUGUUGCACCAAGACAUGUUGAUCGAAGUGAUUUUUUCACCUCAUUCUAUGAUAAGUUGAAAUUACAGGAAGAAGUAAAAGAUUUAAGAGCUGUUGAAGAGGCAUUUGUACCAGUUAUCAAACUGCGUUUUGAUGGGAUAGAGAUUGAUAUUUUGUUUGCAAGAUUAGCACUGCAGACUAUUCCAGAAGACUUGGACUUAAGAGAUGACAGUCUGCUUAAAAAUUUAGAUAUAAGAUGUAUAAGAAGUCUUAACGGUUGCAGGGUAACUGAUGAAAUUUUACAUCCAGUACCAAACAUUGACAACUUCAGGUGAACCCUGAGCGCUAUCAAACUGUGGGCCAAAUGCCACAACAUCUAUUCCAAUAUAUUAGGUUUCUUCGGUGGUGUUUCCUGGGCUAUGCUAGUAGCAAGAACUUGCCAGCUUUAUCCAAAUGCAAUAGCAUCAACUCUUGUACAUAAAUUUUUCUUGGUAUUUUCUAAAUGGGAAUGGCCAAAUCCAGUCCUAUUGAAACAGCCUGAAGAAUGCAAUCUUAAUUUGCCUGUAUGGGACCCAAGGGUUAGUAUAUUAUUUUUUCCCCUACAAAUUCACACUGUGCAAUAAUGAGUAGAAGUCAUCUGCAUUAACUGAGGCAGACUUC